This is a messenger RNA of Rasamsonia emersonii CBS 393.64, 789 nucleotides long. RefSeq lists its product as uncharacterized. Lineage: Eukaryota; Fungi; Ascomycota; Eurotiomycetes; Eurotiales; Trichocomaceae. The coding region runs from base 1 to 789 and encodes 262 amino acids. The record is from RefSeq and is a predicted model, not a curated record. The transcript has 4 exons.
AUGACAACUGCUACCAACCAAUCCAUCCGAAGGCAUAUAUGUAUCCAUCUCGCUAAUGAAACACAGCAAAUCUCCAGAGAGAACACGCCAAUCGGAAUCGAAUCGAAAACGCCAAAUAAUGAAUCCAAAAAUAGUGUAUCCGGGGGUUGGCAUCGGCCAGUCGUCUUCCGUGAUGCUGCUCCAGAAGAGCCACACGACGACGACCGACAAGAGAGUGAAGAAAGUUUCAAAGAGCGCCCCGUUGACCUUGCCGUGCGUUGGAUUGCAGAUGUGGACGCUGAUCACAAAGUUGAAGAUCUGUCCAAUCGCGAAAAGAAGGGCGGCCGCGUGUGGAUACGGAUACGCACUCAUAGGUCUCCGCUCUCCCAGGAUGCGGAGGACAAGGACGGCCUCCAAGACAUAGUAGAGGACGAGGCAAACCAGCGGGAAGAGAAGGUAGAGAACGUAAAGACCGAUGUUGCGGUUAUCACCCGACAGACUCGAGGCAAAGUGGCCGGUCCAGCUGAAGGCGGUGUCCAGCGCAAUAUACCCCGUGCCGAUGAAGAACACCGCAGACGAAGAGAGAAACAGCGCUAUCGAGACGGGCGUGCCAUCGUCGAGGAACUGGAAACCGACGAGGGCGUUCAGGAAGAGAAUCCAGCAAGUUGUCGUGACCGCAGCCACAUGAACGGCGGUAAAGCCCUAGUAAAACAAUCAGGAGAGCGUCUUCGAAAACAGACCAUCCGGACGCACCUUGCGAACCACUGGAUCCAGAGGAAAAGCGCCCACGGUGAAGAUCUCGCAUAUUGA